AUGAACGCAAUUACUCAAGCAAUUCUGAACAAGAGCAAAUUGGAGAUUGAUCUGAUCAAAAUAACUAAUGCCACCGAAAACUCUUUUUUGAUGAGUUUGCAAGGCAAAGCUACCAAGAUCGGUAUCGCAACGGCUACAAUUUCGGCAAUGACAGUGGACCUCGUCGGACCGUGUGGUGCAUUUGGACGCUUGGAUGUGCCCGCCAUCAAGAUGGGUUCUUUGGGUGCUGAAAUCACCAUUGUCGAGCAACUGAUCAGCAUUGUCGACAUGGAAGCAUUCAAAGCCUUUGUUGCCGCGAUCAUGAAAGACGAAGAUUUGACCCUACGACUGGAAAACGGGCACACAACAGUCAAGGCUAUGGGAAUGAAGUCUGCUAUUGUUUACCACAAGGUUCUUCAUCUCAAGGGACUGAAAUCACUACAGGCAACCCUCCUCAAGACGGAAAAUGCCGCGGAUGGCAUGAAAAGCAUCAUCUCCAUGGUGAAUCCGUCUCAAUUUGAAGUUGAUCUGGGUACUGUGAUAUACGAGGUCCAGGACAAAAAUGGACAUCGGAUUGGAGAGCAAAAAGGAGCCACAUAUGUACAGCGAGGGUCAUCGAGCCUGGCUCUGCAUGGCACUGUCACGGGGGAAGUGUUGAGCGGCGGCACAAGAUUCGUGGGAGUUGAUGUCGAAGAGAAGAAUUGGUUGAAGGAGAUUAUGGGAAGCAUCGAGGUAGUAGUUACUGUUUAG
Molecule: messenger RNA, 729 nt
Organism: Cordyceps militaris CM01
Lineage: Eukaryota; Fungi; Ascomycota; Sordariomycetes; Hypocreales; Cordycipitaceae
Exons: 2
Coding region: 1-729 (242 amino acids)
Source: RefSeq, a predicted model, not a curated record